AUGUCAUCAUCUACUAAUCCCGACAACAUCAACCCACAGCCCACCAGCGACGGCGGGAGUGUCGCAGUCGGAAUCGUGCUCGGUAUUCUGGCGGGUAUAUUUGUCGUCCUUGUGUUGCUCUCCAGACUUCUGUGCAAGAACCGCGGCGGUGGCAGCCCGGAGGACUUGGAGGCUGGAAAACGCAAGAGACUCGCGUCCAUAUUAAAGCUGGACGGCGUGGCACCAAGUCGUGCCUAUGGAAACGACCAAGAAAAGGCCGAGCCUGAGCCCAAGCCACCGGCGUCCUGUUCCUUUGACAACGUUAUAGUCUGUGCCAUCUGCCUGGAUGUUUUGAAAGACGACGACAUGGUCCGGCGUUUACCAUGCCAACACUAUUUCCAUUCAUCGUGCCUGGAUACGUGGUACCUGCGGCAACACAACACUUGUCCGCUCUGCAAGACGCCCUUCUUCGACCAGUCUCAAAAGAAGGAGAAAAAGGCAGUCGUCAUGGCCGAGUCUUCGAGUCAGGCGGCCGGUUCACAGACCAUAUAG
This is a messenger RNA of Metarhizium brunneum ARSEF 3297, 531 nucleotides long. It is a transcript of the gene ZNRF3, whose product is annotated as E3 ubiquitin-protein ligase ZNRF3. The record is from RefSeq and is a predicted model, not a curated record. Gene Ontology annotation, molecular function: zinc ion binding. NCBI's taxonomy places the organism in Eukaryota, Fungi, Ascomycota, Sordariomycetes, Hypocreales, Clavicipitaceae.